CCUAACGUGACUCCAAUCUUCCAGCAUCUCCUAGAGCAUGCACGUCACGCUCGGCCGGCGAGCUAUAUAUGCAGUGACCUCGCACCAAUCCGUUGCUUCCCGGCAGUCUUUUGUUUCUUUACACACGCUUUUAUCUUCCGUGCACAAAGCACCAUGAACUCGAAACUCGAAUUCACAGACAAGGCGCAACAAGCGCUUGUCAACGCUUCAGAACUUGCUCAGCAGUACCAGCAUAGCCAGAUCAGCCCGGUGCAUCUGGCUGUUGUGCUGUACGAGCCACCACCAGACCUCAGCAGGGAUCAGCAGAACGGUCCCCAGCAGGAGGAAUCCCUCUUCAAACAGAUCAUUCAGAGGAGCCAUGGCGACACCCAAGCUUUCGACCGGUCGCUGAAGAAGGCUCUUGUACGACAGCCAUCCCAAGACCCGCCUCCAGAGCAGAUCCCAGUGUCUCCUGCAUUCUCCAAGAUUCUCAGACAAGCGAACGAGCUACGGGCGACACAGAAAGAUAGCUACAUCGCAAUCGACCACCUCAUCCAAGCUUUGGUCCAAGACCCCAGCAUCCAAAAGUCGUUGACUGAAGCCAACAUUCCAAAGACGAAGCUCAUCGACGAAGCUAUCCAGCAGAUCCGGGGCAACAGGAGGGUCGACUCGAAGACAGCAGACGCGGAGGCAGAGCAUGAAAAUCUGAAAAAGUUCACCAUCGACAUGACGGCCAUGGCGAGGGAAGGAAAGAUCGACCCCGUCAUUGGCCGCGAGGAGGAGAUUCGCAGAGUCAUUCGGAUCUUGUCGAGACGAACGAAGAACAAUCCCGUACUGAUCGGCGAGCCUGGUGUUGGCAAGACAACCGUCGUGGAGGGCUUGGCUCUGCGAAUAGUAAAUGCAGAUGUGCCCGCCAACCUGGCACAGUGCAAGCUCCUCUCGCUCGAUGUCGGUGCUCUUGUUGCAGGCAGCAAGUACCGUGGUGAGUUUGAAGAGCGCAUGAAGGGCGUGCUGAAGGAGAUCGAGGAGGCCAAGGAGAUGAUUGUUCUCUUCGUCGACGAAAUUCACCUACUCAUGGGAGCUGGCUCCAGCGGCGAAGGUGGCAUGGAUGCUGCCAACUUGCUGAAGCCAAUGCUUGCUCGUGGUCAGUUGCACUGCAUCGGUGCUACGACUCUUGGCGAAUACAGAAAAUACAUCGAGAAAGAUCAAGCAUUCGAGCGGCGUUUCCAGCAAGUGCUCGUGAAAGAGCCGACCGUAUCAGAGACAAUCUCGAUUCUCAGAGGUCUAAAGGAGCGUUAUGAGGCACAUCACGGUGUCACCAUCCUCGACGGUGCCCUCGUAACCGCCGCCACCCUCGCAGCACGCUACCUGACUCAACGCCGCUUGCCUGACUCGGCUGUCGACCUCAUCGACGAGGCAGCAGCAGCUGUGCGUGUAGCACGUGACUCUCAACCGGAAGUCAUCGACCACCUCGAGAGAAGACUGCGACAGCUGCAGAUCGAAAUCCAUGCGUUGGAGCGUGAGAAGGAUGAAGCUUCUCAGAAACGACUUGCUGAGGCCAAGGCUGAAGCUGCCAAUGUCGAGGAAGAUCUGAAGCCUCUUCGCGAAAAGUACGAACAGGAGAAGGCACGUACGCAUGAAAUUCAAGAGGCGAAGCAGAAGCUCGAUCAGCUCAAGAUCAAGUUGGCAGACGCCGAGCGAGUCAACGAUUUCGCAACAGCUUCUGACUUGCAGUACUACGCAAUUCCAGACAUUCAGCAGAAGAUCAACCGACUCGAGAAAGAGAAGCAAGCUCAGGAAAUCGAGAUGGCGGCUCGUCGUGGAUCAGUGAACGACCAACCGCUCGUGACUGACGCCGUGGGUCCAGAUCAGAUCAACGAGAUUGUCGCGCGCUGGACUGGCAUCCCGGUGACGAGACUAAAGACCACGGAGAAGGAGAAGCUCCUGCAGAUGGAGCGCGUCCUCGGCGAGACUGUUGUUGGUCAGGCAGAAGCAGUCAAGGCAGUGUCGAACGCCAUCCGACUGCAACGUUCUGGCCUAGCAAACCCGAACCAGCCACCGUCAUUCCUCUUCUGCGGACCCUCAGGAACUGGUAAGACUUUGCUCACAAAGGCUCUUGCCGAGUUUUUGUUCGACGAUCCAAAGGCCAUGAUCCGGUUCGACAUGUCUGAAUAUCAGGAGCGUCACUCACUCAGCAGAAUGAUUGGCGCACCACCAGGCUAUGUGGGACACGAUGCUGGCGGACAACUGACCGAAGCUCUCCGACGGCGGCCAUUCUCCAUCCUUCUCUUCGACGAGGUUGAAAAGGCGGCGAAGGAAGUCCUUACUGUUCUUUUGCAGCUCAUGGACGACGGUCGUAUUACCGACGGCCAAGGCAGAGUUGUGGAUGCGAAGAACUGUAUCGUGGUAAUGACGUCCAACUUGGGCGCCGAAUACCUUUCGCGACCAAAUCUUCCCAGUGGCAAGAUCGACCCCACCACGAAGGAGAUGGUCAUGAACGCUCUACGCAACUACUUCCUCCCGGAGUUCCUCAACCGCAUCAGCAGCAUCGUUAUCUUCAACAGGUUGACGAAGAAGGAAAUCCGCCGUAUUGUCGACGUACGGAUGGCGGAGAUCCAGAAGAGGUUGGCCGCCAACGGACGCAACAUCACUAUCCAGAUCACGGACGACGUCAAAGACUACCUCGGAUCGGCUGGAUACUCUCCCGCUUACGGUGCUCGUCCUUUGGCACGGCUCAUCGAGAAGGAGGUGCUCAAUCGCAUGGCCGUUCUUAUUCUCAGGGGCGCAAUCCGAGACGGCGAGACGGCACGCGUCGUUUUGGAGAACGGACAUAUCUCUGUGCUACCGAACCACAGCGACACGGACAUGGAGAACAGUGACAGCGAGAUGUAUGAUGAAGAAGAUGCCCUGGCUGAGCUGGAAGAUCAGGAUGGUAGCAUGGAGCUUUACGACUAAAGUAAAUUGUUUUUAGACGUCUGCAAGAUUAAAGGCGGACAUGAUUGAUCUUGAGAGCCAACCGAUUUAACGGGCUGGCUUUUUUGUAAUGAUACGAUUAUGAGAUGAUCAGAUUAUGGUAAUCGGGGAAGGGGUUAUGUAGCUCUUUCUAACCCUGAAAUUCAAAAAAGUUGAACAAAUCAAAA
This is a messenger RNA of Verruconis gallopava, 3119 nucleotides long. Its product is annotated as hsp98-like protein. Gene Ontology annotation, biological process: cellular response to heat. NCBI's taxonomy places the organism in Eukaryota, Fungi, Ascomycota, Dothideomycetes, Venturiales, Sympoventuriaceae. The coding region runs from base 154 to 2934 and encodes 926 amino acids. The transcript has a single exon. Gene Ontology annotation, molecular function: ATP binding; ATP hydrolysis activity. Gene Ontology annotation, cellular component: cytosol; cytoplasm. The record is from RefSeq and is a predicted model, not a curated record.